AGCAUUGGCAUGCUAUUGAGAGGGUAAUGAGAUACCUUAAGAGAACCAUGAACCUUGGAUUACACUAUCAAAGGUUUCCAGCUGUCCUUGAAGGAUACAGUGAUGCAGACUGGAACACUUUGUCAGAUGACUCCAAAGCUACAAGUGGCUAUAUUUUUAGCAUAGCUGGUGGCGCUGUUUCUUGGAAGUCAAAGAAACAGACUAUUUUAGCACAGUCCACCAUGGAGUCUGAAAUGAUAGCACUAGCCUCUGCUAGUGAAGAAGCAGGUUGGCUUAGAAGCCUGCUAGCUGAGAUCCCUUUAUGGGAAAAACCGAUACCAGCUGUGUUGAUCCAUUGCGAUAGUACCGCGGCUAUUGCAAAAGUCCAGAACCGUUAUUAUAAUGGUAAGAAAUGA
Cannabis sativa is the source of this 395-nucleotide messenger RNA. RefSeq names its product secreted RxLR effector protein 161-like. Bases 27 to 395 code for a protein of 122 amino acids. NCBI's taxonomy places the organism in Eukaryota, Viridiplantae, Streptophyta, Magnoliopsida, Rosales, Cannabaceae. The transcript has a single exon. The record is from RefSeq and is a predicted model, not a curated record.